CGCACGUAUUACACGGAGCUCCUCAUCACCGGAAGUCUGCGUUUGUCGCGCCCCGCCGUCUCGCCGGGCAUACUGACAUCUCCUGGACACUGAAGAGAAUGUCUGUGGUGUGCCAGUUGUCACCAGGAUGGUUACUGGAUCAUCUUUCUUUCAUUAACAAGAUAAACUAUCAGGUUCACCAGCAUCAUGAGCCUUGUUGCAGUAAAAGUGAGCCCACUUCUUCUGUCUACCUUGAUUCUCUUCGUAUGGAUUCCGCGUCCUCUUUUGGAUCCUCUGCUACAUUUACUGCUUCUGACUCUACCAUUAAGCUAGAGAAUGAUGAUGGAGGAAAUUGUGAAAUGUUCAUUCAAAAAUACGUUUUUCGAUCUGAACUGUUUGAUGUCACUAUACCUUAUAUAACUUCAGCUAUUCACAAGGAAUGCCAACAAAGUAAUGAAAAGGAAGAUCUAAUGAAUAGUGUUAAAAAAGAAAUCUCGAUUUCUACUGUUGGGAAGAAGCGUAAAAGAUGUGUUGUUUUCAAUCAAGGUGAAGUGGAUGCUAUGGAAUAUCAUACAAAGAUUAGGGAGCUGAUUUUGGAUGGAUCUUCACAGUUAAUCCAAGAAGGUUUUAAAAGUGGCUUUCUUCAUCCACUUUCUGAAAAACGGGACAAGUGUAGAGAGCCCAUUACAUUACCACUUGAUACCUGCAAUUUGUCAGAAUUAUGUGAAAUGGCAAAGCAUUUGCCUUCCCUGAAUGAAAUGGAGCUCCUGACAUUACAAUUGUUGGAAGAUGAUGUGUCUGUUACAGAGCAGGAUUUAUUUUCACGGGUUGUUGAAAACAACUCUAGCUUUACAAAAAUGAUUACUGUAAUGGGACAGAAAUACCUGCUGCCACCAAAAAGCAGUUUUCUUUUGUCUGAUGUUUCUUGUAUGCACCCACUUCUGAAUUGUGGGAAAACAUAUGAUGUAAUUGUGAUAGAUCCACCAUGGCAGAAUAAAUCAGUUAAAAGAAGUAAGAGGUACAGUUAUUUAUCACCACUACAAAUAAAGCAAAUACCUAUCCCUAAACUGGCUGCUCCAGACUGUCUUGUUAUUACUUGGGUGACCAAUAGACAGAAGCACCUACGUUUUGUAAAGGAAGAACUUUAUCCUUCGUGGUCUGUGGAGUUAGUUGCUGAAUGGCACUGGGUAAAAAUCACCAAUUCAGGAGAGUUUGUGUUCCCAUUAGAUUCUCCACACAAAAAGCCUUAUGAAGGUCUUGUACUGGGGAGAGUUCGAGAAAAAGCUGCUUUACCAUUAAGGAAUGCAGAUGUGAAAGUGCUCCCCAUUCCAGAUCACAAGUUAAUUGUCAGUGUGCCAUGUACUCUUCACUCACAUAAGCCACCUCUUGCUGAGGUUUUAAAAGACUAUGUCAAGCCAGAAGGGCAAUAUUUGGAAUUGUUUGCUCGAAAUUUACAGCCAGGUUGGACUAGUUGGGGCAAUGAAGUUCUCAAAUUUCAACACGUGGAUUAUUUUAUUGUUCUAGAGUCUAGAAGCUGACUCUGAUCUUAAAGUUGUGAUUUUUCUUCAGGUUCUCCUCAUCCUUUCUUUCUUCAUUCUAACUGAUUUUUCAUUUUAUUACCAACCAGUAUGCUUAGAAAUGUAAACAGGACUUGGUUUUUCAGCAAAAUAGCCAGAAAUGACUAGCCUUCAUGUAAUUUUGAGACGAAUUUCACUUCGGUUGCGCUAAUGUUCCACCUUACUCUAGACUCACUACAAAUAAAGAUGUAAGCCAUUAGAAAAAUGGCAAGCCUUUGUAAUUAAAAAAGUCACAAAGCAUGCACUGUGGACCAUAGGUCUUAAUUCUGCCUAUGGAUGUGUUUUCUUUGGCCCACACAUGUUAUAUAUAUAUAUAAAAAAAUUGAGCCAUCAUUCUAAAAAAAUCAUGAAAGUUCACAUAAAAGUCCAGAUUCCUACUUCUCUUUAAACUUCAGGCAUACUUCUCUUUAAACUCAGAUGCUCUGGCUGCACUGAGGCAUGUCCUCCCUCCUGCUGUCAAUCUGUAGGACACAGUGAUGGCAGCUCUUUUGAGAAGAGCCAUGUACUCUCCAGUUUAUGACAGUACCACUUGCUCCAUGCCACUCACUUAUAUUGUCUAGUUGGCCGCUGUACAACCCAAAUGUACAACCUCUGUUAUACUGUUAUAUUCUGGGAAAAGCAUUCAGAGACCUGCCAAGUUCAUAGUGAGUUGAGGAAACAUUAUUGAAGGGUUUUAAAUUGUGUUCAAGUUCACUUUUUCUUUUCCUUUUUUUUUUUUUUUUUAAGGAGGGCGCAGCUCUCAGUGGCCCAUGUGGGGACUGAACCGGCACCCUUGGUGUUAUCAGCAUCAGGCUCUAACCAACUGAGCUAACUGGCCACCCCCCAAGGUCACUUUUAAGUACUUCUUAGUUAGCUUGUUUUUCUAGAAAAAACUUGAAAAAAUAGUUCUUAUAAAAAUGUCAGAAAGUAAACACUGCUUAUGAUUGUGAAAAAAGUAUAUUAUUUAUAGAUUUUCUACAAAUAAAUAUUUGUUUAUUAAGUAAAAUAUUUUUACUGAAAUGAUUAUUUGAAAGUAUGCUGAUUUAUUAUAUAUAAUCUUUUCUAAAAUUUUGAGGUAUAAUUUUCACAUAAUAUUUUUCUCCAAUUUUCAUUACAGAAGUUUAGUGAGUUUUGAAAACAUACUAUCUACUACUAGUCAUCUAUCUACUACUAUAAUCAUGAUGUAGAACAUUUCCUUCAUCCCCAAAACUCAUGUGUCUCUUUGCAGUCAACUCCAUCCUACCACCCUGGGACCUUGACAAAUAAUGAUUUGUUUUCUAUCAUUACUUUUACAAAUUUUUACAAUUUCAUAUAAAAGGAAUCAUAGAAUGUAUAAUCUAUUUUGUCUGGCUUCUUUUACUUAGCAUUUUGAAAAAUAUUUAUACUAUUUACAGAUUUUCUACAAAUAUUUACUAAGUAAAAUGUUAGAUUGACAUUAUCUGAUAAUGUUGCCAAUUUAUUUGCUUGUUUUACCAAAGUAAAAUGUUAUUUUUGAAGGUUGUUCAUUCUUUGAGUAUGUGAAUAUAGUAUC
Rhinolophus ferrumequinum (greater horseshoe bat) is the source of this 3066-nucleotide messenger RNA. It is a transcript of the gene METTL4, whose product is annotated as methyltransferase 4, N6-adenosine. NCBI's taxonomy places the organism in Eukaryota, Metazoa, Chordata, Mammalia, Chiroptera, Rhinolophidae. The record is from RefSeq and is a predicted model, not a curated record. Gene Ontology annotation, cellular component: nucleus; cytosol; RNA N6-methyladenosine methyltransferase complex. Gene Ontology annotation, molecular function: site-specific DNA-methyltransferase (adenine-specific) activity; nucleic acid binding; RNA methyltransferase activity. The transcript has 9 exons. The coding region runs from base 99 to 1517 and encodes 472 amino acids.